AUGAUACCCCCAAUUUCCCACUUAUCGAAGCGUCCUCAGAUUUCCAUUCUCCAUUUCCCUCUCGUCGCGAUCUCUGUCUCAAGUACAUUAUGGCCUCCGAUUUGGGGCCCGAAAAUCAUCUCAAAAACAAUCUCGAUUCCGAUAUGUUGUCCUUAUUCUCCUCAUUCGUUCCCGGUUCUCUCCAUUCCACUAAUAAUCGCCGACCCGGUCGCCAUUUUCGCCGCCAAGCGCAAGUACAAACCGGUCGCACAGAAAACACGACCAGUCUUGGCCGACCUCCCCGAACAGUUCCGAAUCGUUCGGAACAUCCUCGGUGACCCUCUCGCUGCCCUUCCGACGCUGACACCGAACCCCCCACCCUUCACGCCGACCGGCAGAUACACAGCCGAACGACGCGACCUCAUCGACAAAGUCCACUCGGACGACUUCCUUUGGCCGGCCGAA
Molecule: messenger RNA, 444 nt
Organism: Heterobasidion irregulare TC 32-1
Lineage: Eukaryota; Fungi; Basidiomycota; Agaricomycetes; Russulales; Bondarzewiaceae
Exons: 1
Source: RefSeq, a predicted model, not a curated record